AUGAAAAGCAUAGCAAUAGAAUUGGCUGAUAUAGAGUCUAUAUCAGUCCCUUUAAAAACACCUUCAGAGUUUAUCAGAGAAUAUCUACCUAACCCCCAAAAUAAUCCAGUACAGAUUAUCGACCAUGCCCAUACAAGUUCUAUUGUAGAAUUGGUUUGGGAUAAAGAGUCUGUUGUUCGUAGCACUGAUAUUCCAUUUGACCGUCCUCUGUUUCGUCCCGAGCCCUCAAAUAUUACACUUCAAAAUUAUCUGCCAUUUAAAACUUAUGAAUUGGUGAUUAAUUUUAGAAACUUGGACAAGAUACAUCGCGCUCCAUGUGCAACUACGCGUAAUCUACUCGAAGAUUUACAAACUCGACUAUCAAAGAAGCGCCUUAUUAAAGAUGCCAGGUGUGCACGAAGGAUCAGUAUUGAGCCUACAAACAGUCCCCAUUUCUCAGUGCAUGGCUGGAAAAAUAACUCACUUUGCUCAGGAAAAGUUGCACCGGGAAUGGAUGUUUCAUUUAUUGUCAAAUUCAAACCAGAGGAAAAUGUGGACUAUGCAUAUUCUCUUGUUUGUAUUACCGAGCGAGAGAAAUUUUUACUUCCAAUCAAGACAAUUGGUGCUCGAGGUGUUCUUGAUCUUCCAGAUGACGUUAUUUUUGGCGAUUGUCCUGUAAACUACUCGUCAGUCAAAACGCUUUUGGUUAGAAACAUUGGAAAUGCUUUGGCAAAGUUUGAUGUAAAGGUUGAUGGGCCAUUUUCCAUUACGCCUAAUACGGGCUGUAUAGAAAUUGGACAAACAAUGCAGAUGGACGCCAGCUUUUUGUCAAAGAAAAGCGGUAGUUUUGAAUCAUCUCUGACCAUCACGUUCCACACAGGAGAAACUGUUGCUAUCCGGCUAACAGGAACUGCUGAAAACAUCAGUGUAAAACUCGAAAAAAACCUACUUCGAAUGGAAAAUACAUCUAUUACUCUUGCAUCUUCAAAACUGAUUAGAAUAUUUAACAAAUCAGAUACAAUGGUAAGCUAUAUCUGGAAAAGACUUGCAAAUGAGAAUGAAGAUCAACAUGAACGAAAACGACAGCUUUUAUAUUCAUUAAAUGAUCAAAGAAAAGAAUGCGAUCUGUAUGCAGCAACAAAAGAUGAUGGACCGAAAACAGACAUGACCUGUGCCCGCAUUAUCCAGAACCAAUCGUUUUCGUUCCAAAACACAGUGUUUCAAAUAGAACCACUUUCUGGGAUUAUUUGGCCAGGUGCAUAUUCUGAAGUAAAGGUGCAGUUUUCACCCCUAAUAGCUGGAAUUCACGAAGCUGUUGCAUAUUGCCAAGUGGAAGGCCGCGAAACCCGACUUCCUUUGCAGCUCAAGGGAGAGGCACUUGGCCCAGUUGCAAGGUUUUCCUACGAUUUACUUGAUCUUGACAACAUUUUCAUCAACACAUCGCAUACUUACGAGGUGAUCUUGGAGAACAAAGGUGAAAUUCCUACCCAUUUCUGCUUGGAAGACGUCAAGACUAUUUUUGGUUCUAAAUUUAGCUUUACACCAAACAAGGGCAGUAUUGGUGUUGGAGAAAAAUGCGUAAUUUCUAUACUAUUCUGUUCCAAUAUUCUUGGCAAUUUUUUGGAAGAGUUUUGUUGGAGUUUAGAGGGUACAUCCGCUUCUUUAAUAUUGUCCUUCAAAGGCACUGUGAUUGGACCUACUUUUCAUUUUGAACCUUCAGUUUUAGACUUUGGUAGCAUUUCAUACGGAUUCUCUGAAAAUCGAGCAUUGCGCCUGUUUAACACGUCUGAUAUCCCCAUGUCAUUUCAUCUACGACUUAUAAUACCCGAUGAGGACUUGAAUGCGAUCAACUGUCAAUUAGAUCCAAGCAGUGCCUUGAUAGAGCCGCUAUCAAGCAUUGAUAUAUCUGUAAAUAUAGACUCUCGAUCUUUAAAAUCUGCGCCAUUUGAAGUGCUUGUUGAUAUCGAAAACGUUGGAGUAGAUAUGAUGCGCCUGCCCGUUUUUUAUGAAUGCGUUGUGCCAGAAGUCAACAUUGUAGAUACUUUUAUGGACUUGGGAGAUUGCUAUCUUUGUCAUGGCUAUGAUCAGAGUAUCAAGCUUGUAAACAGUUCAAAUUUUUCAGCUUCUUUUCAGCUUGUCAAUCAAGAAAAAGAUGCACAGAGCAUAUACACAUAUACGUCAGAUACCAUUUUUGGUGUGAUUCAACCCAAUUCAUCAUUGUAUGUCUCUAUCAAAAUUUUGAUAAAGCAGCUGGGCCAAAUUAGCUUUCCAGUGGGAUUCCAUAUACAAGGAAGGGAAAGCUCUCCUUUGGUGGUGAACAUCACGGCAAACGGAAUUGGACCCAACAUUGAACUUUCAAACAAUGAGUUAAAUUGGGGGAAAAUUCAGGUUUUGAAAAAAGAACCUUUACUCCUUUGCCUGCAUAACAAAUCUCCUAUUUUUGCAGAUUUUCGAUGCACGAUACACUCUGAUUCUUUUGUAUUCACUGUCCAUCCACAAAGCGGAACCAUUUCACCUGGUCAGAAAUUUGAAAUUUCUAUAACCGCACAUCUAGACGAUGUUGUCAAAUUCACAGAUAUUCUCAAAAUCAAUGUACAGUUUAAUGGCAUCCAUGAAGUGAAACUGGUUGCUCGAGGUCAAGGAACAACCAUAGUAAUGGACGAAGGACUCCGUAAUGUAGAUUUUUCAAACGUGUUCAGUAAUUGUGAAUGCUCUGCGCAGUUUACGGUUACCAACAAAGGACGUCGAACACAAACAAUUCACUGGACUAGGGAAGAAAAUCAUACUCAAGCAUUUAGAAAUCAGGAUGUGAUGUCUAGUCAGGUAUUUGAAAUUAUUCCUCCACGGUUUGUGCUGAAACCGGGAACUCAGCAGACAGUGUAUUUGAGAGGAUAUUUCAACAAGGAAGCCAGAAUCACUGAAAAGUUAAUUUGCCAAGCCAUGCUGCCAAAAGAUCCUUCUCGAAAAAUUAUUUUUGAAUCAAGUGUGACUGCAAACUUUGUUAGUCCGCUCAUUGAGAUGACUCCAAAUGUGCUAAAGUUUUUGUCCGUUUACACCACCAACGAAAGAUUCACAUCCAUUGAAAAAAAGCUUGCUCUUAAAAACACCUCAGCUUUAUCAUUACAUAUGUCGUUCAAAUGUCCCCAACCUUUUUACAUGGAAAACAAAUCACUGGCAUUAUUUUUAAAGCCACAAGAGUCUGCAAUAGUGUCUGUUUUCUACGACUCUCUUUUUAAUCUAAACCGGAUAUCCUCUAAAGAAAACGCAAAGCUACAAAUUUCAUAUCGCGAGCAUCCUCAAAAGGAUGCAAUUGAACUUCAGAGUGACAUUUCUUUUCCUAAUCUCACCUUUUCUGCAAACUCACUAAAGUUUGGCUGUGUGGGUAUUGGAAAGGAACACAGAGAAACAGUUUGGAUGGUAAACACAUCCACACUACCGGUGCACUAUCAAUGGUAUUUUGUCGAUCCUUCUAGUCAAAAUUUACCAACUGCAAUUUCUCAGGUGUUUGACAUUCAACCGCUUCUUGGAUUGCUUUAUCCUGGAGAAAAACAAGAAGUCGAAGUUUAUUUUUACAGUCAAUCUACAGAUAAAUUUAACAUCAAGGCGCUGUGUGAUGUAGAGGGUGGACCAAAGUAUGAGCUGGCCCUACAAGGAGAAGCUUCUGCCAUCACAUUUUCAUUUGACAAGACUUGUCUUGCAUAUGGAACACAGUCUUAUCAAAGUAUAUCAGAACAAGAAAUUGUACUGACCAACACUGGCUUGGUGCAAUUUGAUUAUACUGUAACUGUUUUUUCAGACACCCAAUUUUCAUCAAAGAUUAUGGUUUCUCCUGCUCAAGGAACCAUUAUUCCCCGAGGAAAGCAAAAGAUACUAGUGAGAUAUUGUCCAUGUGUACCAGAAGUUUCAACCGGCUGUUUUUAUAUACAAAUUGCCCAUUUUGAACCGAUCGAGAUUCAGGUGACGGGUGUAGGUAGCUUUCCGAGACUCAGCAUUGACGCGCCGCGCGCUACAGAGCAUCGAUUUGACGAGAUUGCUUCAAAAAUUCGAUCAAAGUCUGCAAACAAUUUGGCUUUGGAUGUCGAAGCAGAAACAGAAUUAUUGCUUCUUAUUGAAAAAACUUGGGAUCUGAUUGAUAAACUCUCGUCUGAAGCGCAUCAAAAAAUGCCCUACUUGAAAAACCAAGGCUCACGAUUUGUUGGAUCAAUCUUACUUUUCAACAAAUGGCUUCAAUUAAAAAUAUCAAAAAAGUUUAAGGCCAUUACUAUGGUAGAAUUUUCACAUGUUAAGCUGGCAAAGUAUGUGUGCGACUAUGGCAUUAUUAUCCGCAAUACAACCUCACAGAAAUCGGUUCGUAUUUUCAACAAUGGAAAUCAGACAGCAAUUCUGGAAAUUGAUAAAUCAGUACUUUUUGGUACUGGGUUUUCAUUUGAGCCUGAAAAGGUAAAGGCUUUAUCUCCUGGCGAAGGGGUCGAGCUUUUGAUCCAAUUUCAUGCAAAGCAGCACAUUUCGGAUUUGAUCGAGAUUGAGCUUCCUAUUACUAUUUCUGGUGGAGCAACAGUUUUAAUUCUUCUUCGAGCUACUAUCACUACUCCAGAGCUUCAGCUAUCACAAGACUGUAUUGAUUUUGGAGAAGUUGUGUGUGGCUACCGUAAAACUGUAACCAUCCAGUUUACAAAUCCAGGUUCUGUAAGCUGUGAUUGGAGCUAUAUGUCUGCUACCAAUGACGCUUGCACCAAAAAGCAGUACAAGCACGUUUCAAAUUCUUUGGUAAGCAAUUUUGAAAUGUUUCCUUCCAAGGGAAGUAUAUCUCCUCAAGAUAAGAUUCACGUUAAAGUCUGUUUUUCGCCAAGAGAUAAAGGUGGCUUUACCAUGUCAUUUCCAAUAAAAAUAAACAUGAACAGCAAAUCAGUAUUGCUUCGAUUGAGCGGAACAGGAGUCCGUCCAAUAAUCACAUUUGAGCCUGAAACUAUUUCUGUAGGUCCCGCACAACCUUUCUCGGAUGGAGUUUAUUCACGCUUUUCUAUCUGCAAUAGAAUCAAGUAUCCAAUAGAAAUUGUUGCUAUCGACUUUGAUCAGCAGUUUCAAGAGGAAGAGGAUAUUUUACGCCAAGUACACCGUGAUACUGCUGCUCCAAUCUUUCUGGCAGCUCGCGAACUUGGAGCUAGUCUACCAGAGAUACUUUAUGAAAUGCCACUUCCAAGUCCUACGGAAGGAAAGGCUAUGCAAGAUUUUUUCCCGCCUUCCAAUGCUGGACAUGCCCCAACCAGUGUUUUUCAAUCCCACCAGCAACUACAAAGCCAAGGGCACCAAACCCAGUUUUUGACUCAGCCCUCGUUACAAGCAUCUCCUAACCAUACAUUUUCAAUAACUACACAAUCUUCUCAACAGCGCAGAGAGCAAAAUGACGAUCCUAUAGAUGCUGCUUCAGUUCUGCGACGCGGAAAUACGUCAGAUCAUGAGUCAUUGACAGAUGCUACGGCACGAUCUCACAAAUCUAAUUCAAAUGGGUUUGCUAUCUUGACCAAUCAAGGGCCUAUUAGUAAUCAUUUAUCUACUAUGCCAGAGUCCUCUGGUCCUACAAUGACUGAUCCCAUUUACAGUGUUAUUGUUCAUGGACCACCAUUUAGCGGUCGUACUUGUCAAGCAAAGCGUAUUGCAAAUACUUAUGGAAAGCACUAUAUUAAUAUUGAUGAAGAAUUGGAGCUAAGAUUUCCCUUACUCCAUAGUAACUUUACUAAUAUAGAUACUGCCAAUGUGCGUAAGGAAGGAACAUCUGGACGUAAUUUUGAAGACGAUGAUCACAGUUCUAUGGUUCAAUUACGUGACCGAACUAAUCUUCACAGCAAGGAUGGAAAGGACGAGGAUACUGACUCAAAGCUGCUUGAGCCGGUAGAUGACAGCUAUCUGGCAGUUUCUGAAGAAACGAUACUUGAUAUUUUAAAGCACAAGAUUCACCCUCAUGGGGUUGUUAUUGAUGGUCUAGAGUCCAAAUUUGUUGGAUGCAUCUCACUCUUGAAGACACUUUUGCGCUAUUUGACUGAAAACGGCAGACGAUUGGUUGUUUUCAAUUUUGGACUGGAUGUGUCCAAAAUUAGACAAAGAGAGGUUGUUGUACAGCGUAUGUUUGCUGAAAAAGAAUUGGAGUCCCUACAGAUUAAAGAGCUAUCCGAGGAUGAGUAUGAUUUGCUAGGAGAUCAAGAGCGUACUUGUUAUGAUUUAGCAAUGCGAAUCUACAAAAAACGUGCCAAAGAAAUCGAAGAUCGGCAUCGAGUUGAAAGAUGCCAUCUUGAAGAUGCCAUCUGCAAGCCUGGUGAUAGGAAAACAGAAGAUAGCAGACUAAAAGGCCGAAAAAAAAGCAAAACUCCAACAGGUCGGGCAUUUGCGCCUGAAAAGCAUGAACGAACAGCCCAUCCAGGAAAGCUUGAUACGAGAAUUGUCAAAACCAACAAGGUUCCACCUUCUCCAAAAGGACCUCGAAAGACACUUGGAGAGCGAUUUGAACGUGUUAACGAAAAGGAAGUAAAGGCUAGCGAAAAGGCAGAUCGAGCAAAUGCCAGUUCUACGGAAAAAGAAGCUGGAGAAGAUGCCAUGAGCCGUUUUGGUAUCACUGAAGAUACGUUUCUUUCAGAUAUUACCUUUCGACGAACCGAAUCCUAUUUUGCUACUUUAGAGACAUUUUAUGGAAUCAUGAAAGAUAGUGACAAAUCUGUUACCGCUAUUAAAAAUUAUCCUUUAACUGUCAUGGGAGUAGCCGACAAAAAGAUGAAGCCAGGAAAAACAAUUGGCGUAGCUGAACAGCUAGCUAGUCCGUUGCCUCAAUCUAUCUCGUUAAUUGGUACAGAUAUGGAUCAACAUAUAUUGGAAGAUCCUUCAGUUAAUUUUCAUGAUAUCAAUGUCAAUUCCAUAGAUGAAGAUUCUGUUUUCAAAACCGCUUCAGAGUACAUUCAUCCACAAAACGACGAGAAUGGUUACAAGGAAGCAUUUGAUCAACCUCACUCAUCAGUAUUGGAGCAGGUGUAUUAUUUACCACAAGAUCGACUUAUUCCUCAGUCUAAUCGAAUCUUUACACUUUUACCCUCAAGUAUGAUUUUUGACGAUGGUGAUCAGCCUAUAUUUGAUCCGACAACUGCAAAUACUGUUUUAAGUUCAACCACCGCUCCCACAAAUACAAUCAUCUUGCCAGCUAGUUCAACCAAAUCCGAGCCGUUGAAUAGAUCACAGACAUACGAGUCUCAAAAGCAAGACUCACGUCGAACCCGAUCAAUUCUUAAACCGUCAGAUGAGAUCAAACAGACGGUUUCUGAGCAAGAUGAAGAUAUUGAAAGGGAGACUAUUCCCAAAUUUCGAUGGAUUCUUAAUCCAGGGGAAAGUAGGGAACUUUGCGUCAAAUUUUCACCCACAGAGAUUGGAAAAUUCGAACAAAGCCUUAAUUUUGAAUCAGUGGGUGCGAGAGGCCAUUUUUCAGUUCAAUGUGCUGGAUUUUGUCAAUACCCACACAUCAAUACUGAUUUUAAAAAAAUGUUUUCUAAAUGGAGAAGACACAAGGACGAAAAAAUCGCCAUUCAUGGAGAGUAUAUAUCUAGUAUAGGCCAAUAUGAGUUUGGUCCGCUCCUGAUUUCAAAAUCAAGGGAAAAAUACCAAGAGCGAUUUCCAGAAAACAAGACAAUAUUCAACAUUAUCAAUUCUAGCAGUUUUGAAGCCAAAGUUUCCUUUGCACUGCGAAAUGACUCCAAGGGCGAGGUUUUUUUCUUUGAACCAGCAGUAAUGGAUCUGGCACCACUACAGGCCCAGUCAGUGUCGGUAUGGGCAUAUCCCAAGACAAAUAACCACUUUGAAGAUAUAUUUAUCAUUUGUGUCAAAGACAAUCCAGAACCUUAUUCCUUCAAAGUAUCGUGUAUUGGAGUUAAACCAGAAUUAGAGGUUGACAAAAAAACACUGAGCUUUGAUAAGCUAUUGCUUAGCCGGAGCGAGCGACGCGAAAUCAAGCUUCGAAAUCCUACUCAUAUGCCUGUAGUCUGGAAGCUCGCAGGUAUAGAUGCCCUUGGUGACGAGUUUACUAUUUCUCCAGUUGAAGGUACAGUGGAAAGUUUUCAAGAAAUCGCUAUUACUGCAGAGUUUCGUGGCAUCAAGCCUAUUGUCAUCAAAAGGGUGAUUCACCUUGAGGUGUAUGAUGUAGAAAAGAUUGGCGGUACUUUUCAAGAUGUGCCAAUUGUUGUCACCGCAGAAGCCUAUGACAUUUCCAUGGAUCUUCAUUUUUCAAAAGGAUUUGAAGGAGGUCUUGAUUUUGGUGUUUUAAAGGUGCUUGAAGAAGGAAAGCAUUUAUGCACACUCAAAAACAAAGGAAAAUACGAAGUUGGAUUUCGAUUUUUAUUUGAAGGUGUUGAAUUUGGCGACUUUUUUGUGCUAUCUCCAAUGCAAGGGAUAAUACAGCCAUCAGAUAAGCCGUUCUUUGUACAAAUUGUCUUUAAAGCAAAUACCGAGCUGCAUAUUAAGGAUAGCUCAGCCCUUCGAUGCAUUGUAUUUGAGCCAACCACGGGCGAAAUCACAGCCUCCAUUCCAAUUAAAAUCAAUGCCCGUGCGGUUUUUAGCAAAUUCUCAGUACUUCCAAUGCGUGAUCUCAAUUUUGGAGCGCUUGUUCACGGCAGCAAAGCUUCUCGACAGUUUAUCAUUGAAAACCAAGGAGAGUUUGAUUUUAAAUAUUCAAUAUAUAAACUAGUCGCUCGUGCUAUUGAGCCAAAGAUUGGAACAAAAAACAAGUCACAUGUACGUCUUGGAAAAUUAGCUCGAGCUGCUUCGCCACCGCCAGCUACCAAAAGCAUUUCCAAUCGGAAAGAGGUUUUUAAACCUACUGAUACACUCAAUUCUGGAGCAUUUACUCUUUUUCCUACUAGUGGCAUAGUUGCAGCUGGCACAAAGCAGUCAAUUACUGUCGAGUUUCAUUCCGAUAAUCCAGGACAUUUUGAUGAAACUAUUGGUGUAGAUGUAUCAGAUCGUUCACCGGAAGAAGGUUCUGAUGCAAUGGAAUAUCGAUUGGUUGGAGAAAGUUGCAUUCCAGGUAUUAAUACCACUGACUUUUCUUCAAUUUUUGAAGAGCAAAGUGUUUGUAAACGUCUUGAGCUAUUCACUACUCAAAACAAUGUUUAUGCCGAAGAUGAUCGUAUAUUUCAUUUUGGAGCUUAUCUUGUAGGGCAGCAAGUCACUGUCAAUUUUAAAAUAUCCAACCCAUUUAAAGUGCCAUGUGAUAUCUCUCUUUCUACAAAACCCCGCGGAAAAUCCAGAACAGACAGCUCAGAUUUUGCAUUUGACGUGGAAACUAAAAAGCUUACGAUACCAAGUCACGAGUACCGCUAUGUUUCAGUCAUAUUUCAUCCAGCUUCUAUUCAACCAUAUGCUGGAAUAUUUGAAGCAACAGUUGAGAAUGUACAAGACGGACGAAACAAAACCCUUUCAUUCGAAUUGCGCGGAGAAGGCACGCUGCCGCGUAUUGUUGUUGACUGGCCAAUAUUGAAAUCGAAAGCGGGACUUCCAUUGCUAAAAUUUAAAAAAUUGCUCCUCAACACACAGCAAACACUUCCAAUUGUUUUGCGAAACGAUGGGAUAAUUCCAGCCAGGUUCAAACUGGAGUGGACGUAUAAGGAUACAGAGGAUUUUGAAUGCCCGAUGUUGUAUGAUACCCACCACCUUAAACCACAAGAGCAACGAACUGUUGAGGUCAAGUGCCGACCAAUGUCAGUUAAAAAGUUUGAAGGCGAACUACGACUUAAAAUUAUGGACAACACUUUUGAAGAUUCGUCGCUGCAGCUUGUUGGAGAAGGAUAUUUGGAUGAUUUGACAUUUGAAGGCUUAUCUGACGAUUCUGAAAACGAGAUUAUAUUUGGCGAUUGUUUUAUUGAUGAAUGCAAGCAAAAGUCGUUUAAGCUUCGCAAUCAUUCAUCUGAAUGGGUCCGCAUUUUUAUCAGCGAAUCUUCUGAUUUUGUAUUUAAUCCAACCAUCUUGCACAUCAAGCCGCGUGGUGAUCGUGAUGUCUGCGUCACGUUUUCACCUAAACAAACACAAGAAAUUCAACAUGCUCCCAUUACUGUAAAGUCGGGAAAACUUCGGUUUCAAUCACCUCCUGAUCUGGAAUGGGACAGUGGAAUGAAAGUUGUUCGAUGGAUUGGUUCUGAUGGUCAAAAUUCAAAAUUGAGUUUGCCCCGAAAAGUACUUGAGCAAUAUGUAGAACCUACAUAUGAAGCAAUCUCGCCACUCAGCGAAUAUACACUAUUGUUGUCAGCAUUUUCUGACUACUCCAUGUAUGAAUGUGAUCAAAACCAUAUCAACUUUAAAAGCACACUAAUGUAUCAAAGCAGAGUUCAUCGCUUUUCACUCCGAAAUUCUGGAAAAGUGAUUUUGAAAUUUGCCUUUGUGAUUUGUUUAGAAGAUGGUACAACAGUCGACUCUAGCGAUUUGUGUCCAUUUAGUAUCAAUCCUGCGUCUGGAACCAUUCCUUUAAAUGAGUCAUUGAUGAUUACCGUUCGGUUUUCUCCCAUUGAUGUUGGAGACUAUUGCAAUAGUAUAGUAUGCAGUAUUCCCAAUCUUGGUAAGGAUGCAAAACCGUUGUCACUUACUGUGAGAGGAACAUCUUUGCGACCACUUUGUCAUUUUGAGCUUGAAGAUAGCGAUUAUCUCACGAGUGAAAGGCGUAAUCCCGAUUGCGACUUGAACAAUACUGUUCCUGCAAUACUGGAUCCAAAUAUUAGGGUUAUUGAAUUUAGCUCCUGUGGUGUUCGCGGAAAAAAUAUUCGUCGGUUCUAUAUUGUGAAUCCCACUGCAAUGAGCUAUGAGUUUAUGUGGCAUCCGGAAGUCCAAGGGCAUACAAAAUUUUUCAAAUGUUUGAAUUCUCGAGGAAUCGUAGCCUCUAACAAGAAAAGUGAAAUAGUGUUUGAAUUUACUCCAGAGUCUACUGAAAUCAAGCUCUACGGCCAAUAUACUAAUUUGCAAUUUUUAAAUACUCAGGAGUCUUUAUGGAUAUUCACCAUUCCAGAACAUCAAAUUCAGGUACAAUUUUUACUUGUAGGUCAAGCAGUGGAACCCAAAGUGUAUGUGGACCACACUGGUAUCAAUUUCAAGUCAGUUCUUGUUGGACGCCAAGUUAAAGAAAUUGCAAACCUUAUAAAUAGGGAAAACGUUUCGUUUUCCUACUCAUUCAGCGAUAUAUCGGACGAGAUAGGCCAUCAAGGCACUCCAAUUCUGCACGUUCUUCCAAAUUCUGGCAUAAUUCCUGCUUGCAGCCAGGUUCCAAUUCAGAUCACAUUUGCACCACCGUCAGAAAAAAGCUUCAAUUUCAACCUGCAGUGUAAUAUUCGUAAAAAAUCCCUACCCGUUACUAUAAAUGUCAAGGGUGAAGGCUACGAAAUACAUGAUUCACUACAUUUAGAAACAGUAUAUGGAUCUUCACUAGAACUAGCAUCAUCCACAACAAUAGAUAACAUUGUUGAUUUUGGGCAGGUGCAAAUCAAUGAGAAACGAGUAAAGCGAAUUUGCAUAGUCAACUCGGGAAUAUUCAAUUUUGACUUUUCUUGGAAGCUGACUUUAAAAAGCGCAGGGCUUGUGACGAUCAAACCAGAAGUCGGCACAGUGUUGAAAGGCGAUAGGAUGUGGUGUGAGAUUGCAUUCAUACCCACUACAACCGUGGAGAUCAAAGGAGUUCGAGCUGUAUGUAGUGUUGUUAAUGGACACACAUAUCCUCUUACCAUCCAAGGAACAGGAGUUAAACCGCUUUUGAAAUUUUCAGAAUCCAGCGUGGAUUUUGGAUCUCAUUUUGUUUUUGGAUCUGGAAUGACGGCUGCCGUGGCUCCGAUUCAAAUCACAAACGUAGAUAUUUAUGACAUCACGUUUGAUAUUGUUACAUCUGAUUUACAGUGGUUAGAAAUCCAACGAGGAGUUUUGACACUAGCUCCGGGAGAAUCCACACAAUAUACUUUUUCGUUUGUUCCAAGACAAUCGGGGUAUUUUAGUGGAGUAAUCAAGUUUGAAAUUAACGGGUUAUCAUAUAUUGAUUUUCCUGUCAAGGGAGAAGCUAUUGAACAUCGAAUUGAAACAGAUUCACGACAGCUAAGCUUUGGUGCACUUCGUAUUGGCCAAACAUCUACUAGAUCUGUCAAGAUUUUUAACAAAAGCAAGCUUCCUACUUUAUUCAGUAUUGGUCCUAGUUCUGUUGUCGAAAACCUUUUAAACUAUGGUAUUCAUAUUUCACAAGUAAACAAUAUUUUGUUGAAACCAAAGUCCAGCAUAGGAAUGGAUCUAAAGUUUGUACCCCAUCAUCGUAUUCCCGCUUUUACAGAGGAACUGCGCGUUGAAGCUCCAGGUGUCGCAUAUCCACUUUUUGCAAUUACGGGAGCUUGCCAAGGAAUUGAUGUCAGACUUGAAAAUGAUAUUGUGACCCUUGGAGCAGUCGUUCAACAGAGCAGUAUAACGCGGCGCAUUCAACUGCAGAACAUAGGAGAAAUUGGUACAAAGUUCCAUUGGAACUCUAAAAAGUUUUUGCCAGACUUUUCCAUUUCCCCAAGCGAAGGGUAUAUUUCGCCAGGCAUGGAAAUUCCUUUGGAAAUCACAUUCCAUCCAAUUGAGAUCAAUCCUGAUGUUCGUUAUGAAAACAUUUCUUGUGAGAUUGAAGGCUCGGCGAAUCUUUAUCUUACUCUCACGGGAAUGUGUAUUCCUCAGCCUGUACAAAAUGAUGCAAUCAAAUUUUCUACUCCUGUACGCUCACCCGAUACAAAAAGCAUACCAAUUUCCAACAAGACAUCCAAUGUCUGGCACAUUCGACCAAUCAUUGAUAACGAAUACUGGAGCGGCGCAGAAGUGAUUGCUGUUGAGCCAGGACAGUCCAAAAUGUUUGACAUUACUUUUAAUCCAUUGGAAACCAUUGGCUCUGGCGAAGGGGGCCGACACGAAGGAUCGGUAUUUUUCCCACUUCCAGAUGGUAGUGGCAUACUACACAAGCUUUAUGGAACAGUGGACAAACCUUUAUCUGCUGGAAAUAUCAAUCGAGAAAUACCGUCCAAAACUUCAUUUACCGAAGUGUUGAAUGUUGGCAAUUGGCUGAAACGUCCACAACGAUUGCGAGCAAUUAUUGAAGUUUUAAAGCCAGAUCCUAGUAUUGUUAUCAAAGGAAACGACUUUGUUGAUUUAUCACCGCUAUUAUCCAAAGAUUACAAGCUGACAUUUUAUGCGUAUAAAGAAGGAGUAACCAAUAUCAAAAUAAUAUUUAAAAACGAGACUUCACAGGAAUAUAUAUCGUAUAGUCUAACUUACAAGAGUACUGCACCAGGAGUGAUUGCAUGCUACGACAUGACAACAGCGGUGCGCCAAACUAGCACUCAUGAUAUUACUAUAUCUAACCCACUAUCAACGCCAGCUCUCUUUAGCGGAUCAAGCAAUAAUCUCGAUGUUAUUGCCCCCCAUUCAUUUACAAUUCAGCCAAAAUCAGAAGGCAUUUGCACUAUAGAAUUUUUACCCUUGAUCCCAAAAGAGGCAUCAGCACGAAUAACAUUGUCUUCGGUGGAUCUUGGGCUAUAUCAAUACGAUUUAAGACUUAUUUCUCUGGCUGCUCAACCCGAGCGGACACUUCAAUUUAAAGUUGGUUUUGGCAGCAGUCAAGUACAAACAUUUCGAUUUACGAGUUUUUCAAAAGUUCGAACAGACUUUACAUGUAAAAUUGAUAACACCGAGUUUACUGUUGAAAAAAGCGUAUCGGUUGCUGCAGCUACCAUUGGCGGGGUAGAAGUUUCUGUAGAUGUCAUCUACGAGCCGUCAAAGCUAGGGGACACUCGUACCCAACUGAUCAUAUCUUCUCCUCUGGGCGGCGACUACAUUUGUCCAUUAAAUGGCCAUUGUGCUGCUCCUCGACCACAAGGCCCGAUUUUGAUCAAAUCUGGAUCACCAUCCAUCUUGUCAUUUAAGAAUGUAUUGAGUACAUCGGCUACAUUCAAUUUUGUAGUGGACAAUCCCAUAUUUGUAGUCAAAGCAGCAGAAACUGUUGCCUCGAAAAAGUUGAUUCAACUAUCAAUCGGGUUUAAACCACCAGCAACAGGAACUACCUCUACCAGUGCUGCUUUUGGAGCAGCUAUAAUGCAAAACCAAUUAGGAAACUCUGUAACCAGCAAGUCAAGUACCCACAAAGUAGGAAAGCUGACAAUCACUCACACGAUGAGCAAUAUGACGUGGGUUUACUACUUGCGUUAUGUGUCGUAG
This is a messenger RNA of Batrachochytrium dendrobatidis JAM81, 14211 nucleotides long. RefSeq lists its product as uncharacterized. The transcript has 15 exons. Lineage: Eukaryota; Fungi; Chytridiomycota; Chytridiomycetes; Rhizophydiales. Gene Ontology annotation, cellular component: axoneme. Bases 1 to 14211 code for a protein of 4736 amino acids. The record is from RefSeq and is a predicted model, not a curated record. Gene Ontology annotation, biological process: cilium movement; axonemal central apparatus assembly.